Trachymyrmex septentrionalis is the source of this 1168-nucleotide messenger RNA. RefSeq lists its product as uncharacterized. The record is from RefSeq and is a predicted model, not a curated record. The transcript is spliced from 3 exons. The coding region runs from base 1 to 519 and encodes 172 amino acids. Lineage: Eukaryota; Metazoa; Arthropoda; Insecta; Hymenoptera; Formicidae.
AUGGCUUGUCGCACGGUAGGCAGAAGUGAUAGCCGGUCGGCGCAAGUGCGACGGGGAAGCGGCGGGGGUGAGGGGCGUAUCGCAGCCUGGCGAAGCCCAGUCGAGUCCCGUGAGUCCGGGCAAGCACUGCUAUCGAGUAGGUGGCAUCGUGGUGGUGGUGGUGGUGGUAGUGGUGGAGGUGGUGGUGUUAGGCGUCGUCCGGGACCGAGGAGAAAGAGAGAAAGAGAGAGAGAGAGAGAGAAAGAGAGAGAACCGCCAUCGAAUACCGCUGCCGCCGCCGUCGUCAUCAUCGUCAUCGUAGUCAUAGUCGCGGUCGCUGUUGUUGCCAUCUUCGUGUUCUUCGUUAUCGUCGUGCUACUGCCGUCGAGGCGGUGCGUCGCCGUCGCGCGCUCGAUGCCGAAGCGGCGACAUCUGUUCCCGUGUGUUGCCUCCACCACGCACCUGGCCGCGGAUUACCCGGAAAUCAGCGAUCGCCCGUCCCCGUCAACCGAGGAAAGCCGCCCCCUACGGCGUACGUAAAAGGGACGAGAGCGGAAUACGCGUGUACGCGGCGCCGAGAGCCGAGCAGCCGAGAGGAAUCGAACGGGCGCUCGCUCGCGCGCGCGCGCGCGCGAUGAUUCUGCGCGGCUUAGGACUGUUUCGUGAGUGCGAGUGAGAUGGACGAACUGAUAGAGUGAAAACGCACUCUCAGGUGUACACGCAUACACGCGUGCAACGCGCGUGCGUGUCGGACCGCCGUCAUCGGUGAGAACGACAGGAUUGUUUGAAGAAAAAGAGCAGCGAGAAUCGCCGAGUUGUGAUGUUGGGCCCCGCGGCAGCGACGGGUUCCUCGUGGUGAUCAAGUGCUCCGCUACGUAUAUAGUGCGUUUGCGAGGGGAAGAGAAAGAGGAAGAGAAAAGAAGAGACAGAGAGGAACGACGCGUCGGAACCGACGGUCACGAGGCGACCCGGAAUAACGAUAUAAUAGCAAGCCCGCCGGCCGUGUGUGAGUGUGUAUUCGCCGUUCGGAACACGAGGAACGUGUCGAGAACAGGGGAUCCCGGGUGACGUCGGGGGGGCGCGUGCAGAGCUGACUUUGUCCCCCCCCCACCCCUGCGCCUAUAAUCGGCACCCUUGAAGGCUCGCCGCGGUGCUGAGGAGAGGAUCGCUCGCCGAUUUUGCGGUGUGG